Rhinichthys klamathensis goyatoka is the source of this 2168-nucleotide messenger RNA. It is a transcript of the gene podn, whose product is annotated as podocan. Lineage: Eukaryota; Metazoa; Chordata; Actinopteri; Cypriniformes; Leuciscidae. Bases 367 to 2145 code for a protein of 592 amino acids. The transcript has 10 exons. The record is from RefSeq and is a predicted model, not a curated record. Gene Ontology annotation, molecular function: protein binding.
AAUCAUGGAAAAGUUGUUUUCAAGAGGAACAGAAGACGUUAAUUUUUGGCAACACCACUUAUUCCUCUUUCCUCUUCUGCGUUCUCUCCCUUUCUGGCUCUUCACACAUCUGGAAGGUACAACGGGUGACCGCGUCUCUCCAGCGCUGCUGAUCUUAUGUGUUUGGGCUGUUUUAGGAAGCUUUGACACGCUGGACUUUUGCUUUAACUUUGUUUGGAUACUUUCAGGGAACUGAGGUUUCUUUUGGUGCCCCGAGGUCCAGAUCUGGUGUGGUUCUGGCUGGAUCGGUAAACCGCAUUCGGAGUCGGGUUCACCGAGGGUUCAGGAGUUGUGUGGCCGGAGCGAGCGCACUGAGGCCCGGCAGUGAUGGAUCAGCGGCGCGGGCUGCUGGAGCUGCUGUGUUUGGUUCUGCUGGGCUGGACUCUUCUUCGAGCUCAGGCGGAACCAGACGGAGACCCGGACGACGCCCACGGAAGAGUGGAGAAUGUGGAGCAAAAGAUGUCCUGUCCGGAGAACUGCAGCUGCACCGAGGAGGGGGCGGUGGACUGUAGCGGAGCGAGUCUUAAUGAAUUCCCACGACACGAGUUAUUAUCCGAACAGACACGCCAGCUCUCGCUGCAGAAUAACCAAAUCACUGAGGUCACGCUGGAGCAUCUGUCUCGACUUCAGCUGUUGGAGACACUAAACUUACAGAACAACCGGCUCACGACACAAGGCCUUGACGAGGAAGGUUUUCAUACUCUGGAAAAGCUGAGUUAUUUAUACUUGGCAAAUAAUAAGCUCACAGCAGCUCCCAGACACCUCCCUCCCUCUUUGGUCAGCGCUGACUUCGCUGCAAACCAGCUCACUAAAAUCUACCCCGACACAUUUGGCCUGAAGCCUGCUCUGAAGUCAGUUUAUCUCCAUAACAACAAGCUAACGGAUGCCGGACUGCCAGAGAACAUGUUUAAUGGAUCAGACAACCUCGAGAUCCUCAUUAUGUCCAGUAAUUUCCUUCGUUAUGUCCCUAAAAGUCUGCCCACCGCCCUCUACCGCCUACACCUGAAGAACAACAAGCUGGAGAAGAUUCCCGCAGGUGCAUUCGAUAAUCUGUCUCAUCUUCGAGAACUUUACCUGCAAAACAACUUCUUGAGUAAUGAUGGCGUGGACAACGAGACCUUCAGUCACUUGAACAGUAUGGAAUAUCUGGAUUUGUCCAAUAACAACUUGACCAUGGUUCCUCUCGGGCUGCCCCGCAAUAUCGUCCUGCUUCACCUGGAGAAGAAUUACAUCCAGAGCAUCGCAGUCAACGCUCUGACGCCCAUCCGAAACUUGGAGUACCUGCUCCUCCACAACAACCACCUCCGCUCUCGCUCCAUUCAUCCGUCCGCCUUCCAGGGCCUCAAACGUCUCCACACCGUCCACAUGUACAACAACCUCCUCGAGCGAGUUCCCCGCGGCCUUCCUCGCCGCGCAAAAACCCUCAUGCUUCUCCACAACCACAUCAGCGAGAUCGGACGCAACGAUCUGAUCACGCUUUACACACUCACCGAGCUCAACCUCAGUUACAACCGCCUCACCAGUGCCAAGCUCCACAGAGAGGCCUUCAGGAAGCUCAGGAUCCUGGAGACGCUGGAUCUGUCGGGAAACAAGCUCCAGGCGCUGCCGUUGGGGCUUCCCAAGAGCCUCCGGAUUCUGAAGGUGAAGGACAACCAGAUGACUGAGGUGCCAGAAGGAGCUCUGCUGGGAAUGAGCUCGCUGAGGGAGAUCUACCUGGCCAACAACCAACUGAAGCUCAACUCCAUCUACCAGGGAGCGUGGCAGGAGCUGAGCGCACUCACGACGCUGGAUCUCUCCGCUAACAUGUUGUCUCACGUUCCUCCUGACCUUCCCGAGUCUCUUGAGUUCCUCCACCUGCAGAACAACAGGAUCAGCUCGGUGUCCGCCUCAGCCUUCCUCAACACACCCAACAUUAAAGGGAUCUUCCUCAGAUUUAACCGUCUCUCAGUUCAUUCGGUAUCCGAAGAGUCUUUUUCUCAGCUGUCCAAGCUUCAGGUGUUGGACAUUGGCCACGGUAACAUCUCUCCCAACCGAGGCCGAGGAGGAGAAGAGGAGGAAGAGGAGGAGGACUUACCGUAUGAUGAAGAGAAGGAGAAACAUUCAUGAGUCAGGAAGGAAUGGAAAACCCU